AUGUCAUCUGGAAAGACUGCCGAGGACUCUACCUGGAAGUCGAGAGAACAAGCCGCGGAGGGGCAGUACGCGCGCGCCAAGGAGCAGGAACAGCUGCAGGCGAUCCGCGACGACCUCGCAAAGGAGGCCGCUAAGUCGGAGUCCGAGGACAAGAACUUCGAGGGCGGGUACGGCGGGCAGGAGGAUCUCGAAGAUCGCUACGCCACCACCUACGGAAUGCAUUGA
Trametes versicolor FP-101664 SS1 is the source of this 225-nucleotide messenger RNA. RefSeq lists its product as uncharacterized. The record is from RefSeq and is a predicted model, not a curated record. The coding region runs from base 1 to 225 and encodes 74 amino acids. NCBI's taxonomy places the organism in Eukaryota, Fungi, Basidiomycota, Agaricomycetes, Polyporales, Polyporaceae. The transcript is spliced from 3 exons.